This is a messenger RNA of Paracoccidioides brasiliensis Pb18, 4419 nucleotides long. RefSeq lists its product as uncharacterized. The transcript is spliced from 2 exons. The coding region runs from base 1 to 4419 and encodes 1472 amino acids. Gene Ontology annotation, molecular function: anaphase-promoting complex binding. The record is from RefSeq and is a predicted model, not a curated record. Gene Ontology annotation, biological process: activation of protein kinase activity; mitotic DNA replication checkpoint signaling; mitotic G2 DNA damage checkpoint signaling.
AUGGCUAUGUUCCCCGCAAGGCGGCCCACUACGCCGGAGCACCGCGAUGCAUCCAGUCAGCAUGACGAUGGCGAUGGCGAUGGCGAUGGCAGUGAGGGAUCUCCAGUUAUAUUAACGCCCAGAGCGAAGAUAAGGGCUCUCGUGGCCGCUUAUGAUGUGGACUCGGACGAGGAUGCCAAUACAAGCGCCAAUACCGAGACAAGCAAUAAGAAGCUGGGCGGUGAGGAGCCGGAGGUGAUGAAGAAUAAGAAGGUGCCUGUGUCGAGGCCGUCGUUUACGACGCUGGCGGCGGAUAGGGCGUGGGUGGCUGGCAAGGGUGAGAGGGCUGGUAGUGCCGGGCAUAUGAAUCACGAGGAGGAUGAGGAUGAGGAUGAGGAUGAGGAUGAGGCUCCUGUGAGGCCGAAAGGGAAGAUGGCGGCGAGGAUGCAGGCUGCUGCUGCUGCUUCUGCUGCUGCUGCGGCAGACCAACGUUUAUCAUGGGGGGGGAGGGUAGAUGAGGGGAUGGGUAAUGGGGAUCGUGCGGCGGUUUCUGAGGAUGUGAAUCGGGAUGAGAAUAUGGGUGCAGAUGGAGAUGCUACAAUGUCUACAUCUACACGGAAAACUUCUCCUGUACCAGAGUCUCGUUCACAUUUCCCGCAGUUUGUGGCGCAGGGCUCACCCAAGCUGAAUGCCAAUGAUGCUACGCAAGAUACUACAGAUACAACUGACGAUGAACUUCCGACAACUAGAGGGAGGAGGCGGAAAUCCCGCUCCAUUGCAUCGAACAGAUCACUUUCGCCGCUGUUGGUCCCGCAGGAUUCACCCGUUACUAAGAAGAAUGACAAGUUGGUCGAUGGCAUGGAGACAGAUGAUGAUGAUGAUGAUGAUGAUGAUGAUGAUGGUGAUGACAAUGCCCCAGCAUCCUCCACAGCCCACAACCGCCUGCUGGCCCUCGUCGAGAAGAAGCGGAAGGAACGGGAAGCGCGUGAACAGCUCGAGGAGGAGAAGAAAGCAGCACGCCUACAGCGAUCCAGCGACCUGCAGGAAAAGCUGUUUAGUUCUGAUCAGGUCAUCGGUGAUGGCGACGAUGACGCAGAUGACGACGAUUUGGAAGCGGCAAGGAAGCUAACACAGCAUUCACGGCCCUCAGCGAGAAAGGCGAGUAAGAAGGCGCUCCUCGAGAUGAAUCGGGAGACGCAGAGGAUUAGUCGGAAUAUGCAGCUGGCACAUCAGGCCGUGACCAGGAAGAAGAUUACAGUUGAUAGCUUUUUGGAGAGGUUUAGGAAGAAUAGUGCGGGUACGGGUGCAGCCGGGUUCGUUGCUGCGGCUCCGGCCUCGAGUUCUGUGCCUGCUUCUUCGGAUAAUGAGGGGCAACGAAGACAGUCUACGCCGCCUUCUUCGCCGGUGGAAGAAGAGCGCGCGUUAGGAGAUGAACCUGCCGAUCCGGCUGUUGAGGAUACCUAUUCACAUAAAGAGGUCGACGUGACGAACCAUGAGGACCUUGAACUACCGUCUGUGGAGGAUAUAUUCGCUGGGACUGCAAGGGUUGUCGCCAAUGCACCACCCCACCCGGCCCCCGAGCUUUCCUCCAAGCCACCCUCCGUGGCCCCAGCAACCGCACCAAAGUCAUCCAAACCAGCACGACCCGUCGUCCGCGUCCGCCUCUCCCGUCAAUCCAUAGAAGAAAACCAAAAGAACGACUCCGACUCUGACCUGGAAAUAAUCACCUGUCCCGCCAAGACGAGACGCACAGCCGUCUUUGAAAACCUGCCCGCCCGCAAUAACCAGUCCUCGUCAUCGAGCACGUUGCUGAAACUGAAGACACUGGCGCAGCUUACGUCGCCGUCCAAGAUGAAGCAGAGGUCCAUGACGCAGGGGGAGUUGGAGGAGAAUUUGAUUCGGAGGGCGAGAAUGCAGGCGCUGAGGGAGAGGGAGGAGAGGAUUGAAGAUCUGAAGAGAAAGGGGGUUUGGGUUGAAAGUGCUGAGGAGAGGGGGAGGGUUGAGGAGGAGGUUGAGGAUUUGUUGGAGAAGGCAAGGGGGGAGGCGAGGGAAAUUGCGAGGAGGGAGAAGAGGGAGGGGAAGAAGAAGGGGGAGGGGGAUCAGGAUGUGGUGGAUUUGGAUGAUAGUGAGGAUGAGGAUUAUGAGGGCGAGGAGGAGGAGGAAGAGGUGGAGGAAGAGGUGGAGCUUUCUGGGUCUGAUGAGGAAAAUGAGGAAGAUGAGGAAGGGGAAAGGGAAGGGGAAGAGGAAGGGGAAGAGGAAGAAUUGGAGGAUGGGUAUGUACGAACUGAGAAAGGGGAUGAGGGGACUGGGCAAUUUAUCCAUAAAGAAGCUGAUGAAGCUAUGGUCUCCGACGAUGAGCGAAGUGAAUCGGAGGAGCCCCUGGUGCAAGGAAUGGACGAAAAUGCACCGCGCAGGAAUAGAAGACGGGUCAUCAUGGAUGAAGAAGACGACGAUGUGGAUGACCUCAACGAAAACGAACCCAAAAACACCCUUCCUAAACCCCACGAAACCCCCAUCCGCUCCCAGCACUCCCAACCUCUCUUCCCUCACCUCCCAACGACCGGCACCCCCUUAAUGGGCCUAACCCAAGCCUUUGGCGCCACCUUCGCAAACAGUCAAGACGACCAGGACUCCGAUGGCCAAGAGGACUCCCUCGCCCUCCUACGCCGCAUGUCGAAUUCCGAGCGUCCCGUCGACGAGCUGCUGGAACGCGACUUCCAGCAGGAUAUAAUCCGCGACAGCCAGGGCAGUGGUGCCAUCUCGGAUUCGCUGCCCCUUGAUAUCUUCGCUAGCUAUCCAGUUGCCAGUGGGGAACGUGUCUCUGAGUCCCCAGCAGCGAGGACGGUGGCGUCGUAUUCGUAUUCGCAGGCACCGGAGCCGACACAGGAUGCUGGGUUUGUGUAUUCGCCGUUCGAUCAGGGGAGGAGGUUCAAGGAUGUGCCGUUGUCCACGGUGGAGACGGUUGCGGUAGGGGGUGGAGGUGGGAAUGAUAUGUCUCCUGUUGCGAGGAGGGGGAAGGGGAAGUUGAGGCGUGGGCCUGCUGCGGAGUUUUCGGAUGUGGAGGAGGAGCGUGGUGAGGAUGACGACGAUGAUGAAGAUGAUGGGGUUUUGGGUAAACGUAGCGCGUUUGAUGUUAUGCGCAAAUCGUCGUUGGGGAAAUCUGCAAAAGCAAAAGCGAAGACGCCCUUUGACAAGACGAAGAGUAAGGCGAGGGAUGUUGUUGAUGAUGUUGCAGAGGAGUCUGAGGAUGAAUAUGCGGGGCUUGGAGGGGCGAGUGAUGAGAGUGAGGGUGAGGAGGAUGAGAUCGAUCUUAGUAUGAUCAAUGAUGAGAGCGGAGAGGUGGUUGAUGAGAAGCAGUUGGCGGCUUUGAAUGCAACCCACUCCCGCCAACAAGACGAGCAGCAAGUCAACAAGCUCAUGCGCGACAUCACCACCGGCGCCCUCCGUCGUCGUCGUGGUGCAGCAACCGACGACCUGGACCUGUCUGAUUCCGACGACGAACGCAUCGCCGCCCGCCGCCGGGCGAAGAGGAGGGAGUUUGCGAAGAUGCGCAAGGCGCUGUUGGCUGAUGAGAAGAUCGGGAUGAUUGCGGAGGAUCCGAAGAAAUCUGCUUUUUUGCGCACAAUUGAGGAUCGGGAUGUGGAUAGUGACACUCCCAUGGCGGAGUUUUUGGGCGAGGAUGGCGAUGGCGAUGGCGAUGGCGCUAGCUCGCAGGAUACGCCGGAGCGAGAUGUCGUCAUGGCUGGUCAGCUGGAGGGGCUUGAGAACAGGCACUCUGCUGCUACCAAUAAUAAUAAUAAUAAUAAUCGCAAACGCCCACUUGACCAGUCAGCCCACGAUGAGGUAAAUCGGCGUCCACCGCCUCAUCUGCGUCGGAAGGCAGGAGGGGGUGUGACGACGAGCAAGAAGCCGUCGACGCUCGCUGAGAUUCGCCAGAGUGUCUCGUUCCUGCUUGAGGGGGAUGAGCCAAAUGAGUCGGAGCCGUUUACCGGGGAUAUCUUGCUUUCGGAUGAGGAGCAGCCGGAAGAAGCGCGUCGGGCGAGGGAGGGAACUGCUGAUGAGGAACAGGAUGACGAGCCGGAGACGCAUCUUUUCUCUAACGGUCGCGGGGAUGGGAAUGGUGGCUCUGACAGAGCGAGCUCCAGCAGUGGUGGUAGGGGCAGUGGAAGCACCCACUCCAACCCCCGCCGCCGCCGACCGCGGGGCAAAGUCGUCGACCGCCUCUCUCUCCGGCGCCAGGCAUCCUCCAACGCCGCCUCCACCUCCACCAGCACCUCCACCAGCACCUCCACCAGCACCAGCACCAGCACCAGCACCACCCCAUCGCAACGACCUCCGGUCCCCGCCAAGCCUUCUUCUCCACAAGCAGCGUACCAACCUUCACACGCCCGCCGCCGCUCAUCCGCCGCGCCACGAGCAACCUAUCCGCUUCGUCCGUGA